This is a messenger RNA of Rhagoletis pomonella (apple maggot), 1657 nucleotides long. Its product is annotated as ADP-ribosylation factor-like protein 3. The transcript has 5 exons. Gene Ontology annotation, biological process: cilium assembly. The coding region runs from base 740 to 1366 and encodes 208 amino acids. The record is from RefSeq and is a predicted model, not a curated record. Gene Ontology annotation, cellular component: microtubule cytoskeleton; cytoplasm. Lineage: Eukaryota; Metazoa; Arthropoda; Insecta; Diptera; Tephritidae. Gene Ontology annotation, molecular function: GTPase activity; GTP binding.
ACUGCGCUUGGCAGUCGGGUGACCGUACAUGCCGAGGUAGGUCGGUGAGGACAGGACGCGCAAAUUACACAGCAAAUGAGCGCCACAAACAACAUCAAGCAAAGGAAACAGAACGAACAACGGACUGCAACAAUGCAACGUCAACGACUGGGCAACAGCGACACACAGAACCUCACAGCCACAACCACAACGAUAAUCAACGACGGCUAAUGAAAGCAAAGUGCAUGUAAAAUUGACGAAUAAGCCGAAAGUGUAUAGGGGCAAACAAAAAUGUCGACUGCAAUUUGGCUGGCUGUUGGGCGAGAGGCUCGAGGAGAAGGGGAAGCGGCCGAUGAGCUGGGGAACGCAUUAAAUAACGCAAAAAGCGGCGAAAAAUGCGGUAACCACAACUAAAAAACAUGGAAAAUUAUGAGAUCAAAAAAUGCACUCUUCGUGGAAGCUACUCAGUUCAAUGACAACGCCAACAACAACAACAGCAGCAGCAACACGCGAAGCAUGCAAGACAAAAGCAACAAUUGAUGCGCGGUUUUGCACAGCUGCGCUCUAGUACAACGUCAAAGUGAGCAGCACGCAGGCGUCGCAGCAACAUGCUUCUUCUUCCUUCCUCCGUGUUUGGCAAAUUAUCGUCCAUCUUCAUUUGCACUCAAAAUUUUGUUUGCCAAAAGAGCUGUGCUGCAUUUUUCGGGUGGUUCUCUUACAACAUUUCGGGAAGAGAGCAUGAAAACUUGUUUCCGUUCGCAUGAAAGUGAGACCGAAAUAUGCGAACAGCGACAAAAUGCAUUCAACAGGCGGCAGUUGGAGCAACAAUGGAGGAGGACAACCGGCAAUUGGUUUGUUAUCUUUGUUAAGAAAACUACGCCCCAGCCCUGACAAAGAAGCCAGAAUACUGUUACUUGGCCUAGAUAAUGCUGGCAAGACGACAAUUCUGAAGCAAUUGGCAUCUGAAGAAAUUUCAACGGUAACGCCAACAGCUGGUUUCAACAUAAAAUCCGUGGCAGCCGAUGGCUUCAAGCUCAAUGUCUGGGACAUUGGCGGUCAGUGGAAAAUACGGCCUUACUGGAAAAACUACUUUGCCAACACGGAUGUAUUGAUUUACGUAAUUGAUUGCACCGAUCGUGAACGCUUAUCCGAAACUGGCCGCGAGCUCUUCGAACUACUUAUGGACAAUCGUCUGAAGCAGGUGCCAUUGUUGGUGUUCGCCAACAAACAGGAUCUACCAAAUGCGCUUACCGCAUCUGAGGUAGCCGAAGCGGUGCAAUUAGUGCGUUUAGAAGAGCGCACCUGGCAGAUAAUAGGCUGUUCAGCCGUCGACGGCACUGGCAUCAAAGAUGGCAUGGAUUGGGUCUGCAAGAACAUGAAGAAAUGAACAACUUCAUUUCGUUUAUAUGUAGUAGUAUGAUGUACAUAGCAUGUAUGUAUGUACAUACUAAGUAAUAUGUAUGUAAGGCUAUGUACUAGCUUUUGAACAAAGAAAAAGUACAGUAAUCAAUGGAAUUUUUAAUGUAGAUUCUUCUAAAUAUGUAUAAGUAUUUUAGAAAGUAGAUAUGUAUCUGCGCGUGCAGCUCAUAAUUUAAUAAAAUUUAUUUGGUUUUACUCAUAGGCCAUUCAUAAUAGAAAUGACUCAUUACUGAUUACAAAAAAACAAAACACGUGAAAC